Messenger RNA from Echinops telfairi (small Madagascar hedgehog), 1254 nucleotides. RefSeq names its product cobalamin binding intrinsic factor (gene CBLIF). Gene Ontology annotation, molecular function: cobalamin binding. Gene Ontology annotation, biological process: cobalamin transport. The coding region runs from base 1 to 1254 and encodes 417 amino acids. The transcript has 9 exons. The record is from RefSeq and is a predicted model, not a curated record. Lineage: Eukaryota; Metazoa; Chordata; Mammalia; Afrosoricida; Tenrecidae.
AUGCCCGGGUUUGUCCUCCAACUCCUGAGCCUUCUCUGGGCUGCAGCAGAGAUGAAUACCCAGAUCCGGAGCUCCUGCUUUGUCCCCUCUGCCCAGCAGCCCGCAGUUCACAGCAUUCAAGCACUCAUGGAGAGCUCGGUGACCUCGUCAGGCUUCCCAAACCCCAGCGUCCUCAUUGCCAUGAACCUGGCCGGAGCCCUCAGCCUGGAAGCCCAGACGCUGCUCACUGCCAAGCUCAUAGCCAGUGACACCAAUGAUUUAACCUUGGGUCAACUUGCCCUGAGCAUCAUGGCCCUCACCUCCUCCUGUCGAGACCCGGGGAAUCGUGUAUCGCUUCUACAAAGACAAAUGGAGACCUGGGCACCUUCAAGCCCCAACGCCGAGGCGUCAUCCUUCUACGGCCCCAGUCUCGCAGUCUUGGCACUGUGCCAGAAGAACCCCGCGGCCGCCUUACCGAUAGCAGCCCGCUUUGCCAAGUCCCUGCUGGCCAACACCUCCCCCUUCAACGUGGACACGGGAGCGAUAGCAACCUUGGCUCUGACCUGUAUGUACAACAAGAUCCCCAUAGGUUCAGAGGAAGGUUAUAGAGCCCUGUUUGGUCAGGUCCUAAAGAGUACUGUGGAGGAUAUCAGCCUGAGGAUCAAUGACCGUGGCAUCAUCGGAGACAUCUACAGUACCGGCCUUGCCAUGCAGGCUCUCUCUGUCACACCUGUGCAGCCUAACAAGGCGUGGGACUGCCAGAAGACCAUGGAUACGAUGCUUACUGAGAUUAAAGAGGGGAAAUUCCACAACCCCAUGUCCAUUGCCCAAAUCCUCCCUUCUUUGAAAGGCAAGACAUACCUGGAUGUGCCCCAUGUGAUCUGUAGUCCUGAUCACGAGGUGCAGCCAACUCUCCCCAGUCAUCCUAGCCCUGGCCCCACCUCAGCAUCCAACAUCACGGUCAUGUACACCAUAAAUAACCAGCUGAGAGGGGUGGAACUGCUCUUCAAUGUGACCAUGGAUGUGAGUGUGAAGGGUGGAUUGGCGCUACUUGUCGUCCUAGAAGAAGCGCAACGCAAAAGUCCCAUGUUCAAAUUUGAAACCACUAUGACAUCCUGGGGUCUCGUCGUCUCUUCUAUCAACAACAUUGCUGAAAAUGUUAAUCACAAGACAUACUGGCAGUUCCUUAGUGGCAGAGCGCCUUUGAAAGAAGGUGUUGCAGACUACAUACCCUUCAACCAGGAGCACAUCACAGCCAACUUCACACAAUACUAA